This is a messenger RNA of Cydia amplana, 2192 nucleotides long. RefSeq names its product organic cation transporter protein-like. Lineage: Eukaryota; Metazoa; Arthropoda; Insecta; Lepidoptera; Tortricidae. The transcript is spliced from 12 exons. Gene Ontology annotation, cellular component: membrane. The record is from RefSeq and is a predicted model, not a curated record. Gene Ontology annotation, molecular function: transmembrane transporter activity. The coding region runs from base 214 to 2163 and encodes 649 amino acids. Gene Ontology annotation, biological process: transmembrane transport.
UUUUAUUUGUUGUUUUAAAAGCAAGGUUGCUACUGUCCGUGCCAGUGCACUCGCGCGAGUAGAUCGACCCGGUCGCUAGUACUCGCAUCUGUAGUAUUUAGAUAGUCCGCGGACUUUGAAAUAUUGCAGUGUUUUGUGUACAUUCCAGCUUGGAAAAAGGGGAAUUGGGAUCGAAACGCACAUAAAUCAAUGCACUAACGAAACGCAAGCAAGAUGGCGCCCCAAGAGCGAACUUCGCGCUGCGAGGAGGAUUCCCGCCAAACACACGCCAUAGACAACCUGUCAAACAUAGACCUGGGCUUCGUGAACAAGGGCUACCAACCUGACAGCGACAAACCCGCAAAGAAUGUUGCCAGCCCGAAAAAAGAGAAAAAGGCAACAGAUUUCGACGAUUUACUGCCAUAUGUGGGGGAAUUCGGGUUGUAUCAGAAGAUUUUGUUUUUGCUGAUGAUACCGUUCGCGUUUUUCGUGGCGUUUGUGUAUUUUUCGCAAAUCUUUAUGACGCUGGUGCCAGAGCAGCAUUGGUGCUGGGUGCCGGAACUGGCGAACCUAACUGUUGAGGAGAGACGAGCCCUCGCCAUCCCCCCCACAGCCGACGGCCCCUUCUCCCACGACCGGUGCCGCAUGUACUCGACCAACUGGACGAAGGCGCUGGCCCAGGGCCGGACAACGCCCGACGACGAGUGGCCUAUAGUCCCGUGUACCAAAUGGGAGUACAACAGGAGCGACGUGCCGUAUGACACUAUUGCUAGUCAGCUGGACUGGGUGUGCGAGAAGGACAACCUAGUGGCGACGUCUCAGGCCAUCUUCUUCUGCGGAGCCAUAGUGGGGGGACUACUGUUUGGCUGGAUCGCAGACAAAUAUGGAAGAAUACCAGCUUUAGUAGGCACCAAUCUGAUCGGCUUCGCGGCUGGCGUCGGAACUGCCUUCAGCCAUAGCUUCUGGACCUUUUCUAUCUGCCGGUUCCUUGUGGGCUUCGCUUUCGACAACUGUUUCACCAUGAUGUACAUUCUGGUUCUCGAGUACGUGGGCCCAAAAUGGCGUACGUUCGUAGCCAACAUGUCCAUCGCUCUAUUCUUCACGUUGGCCGCGUCUCUGCUGCCGUGGAUAGCGCUGCUGGCAGAUGACUGGAGGACGUUCGCGUUGGCGACAAGUGCGCCUUUCAUCAUGGCCGCCGCCACGCCCUGGCUGGUGCCCGAGAGUGCCAGAUGGCUGGUGUCACAAGGAAAGAUCGAGAAGGCCCUGACCAUCAUGAAGAAGUUUGAGAGGAUCAACAAAACGAAGAUCCCGGAAAAGGUUCUUAGUGAUUUCACGGAAUCAUCUCUAAAAACCAUUAAAGAAAACGAGGCCGAAAACCGGACAUACUCCGUCCUCGACCUCUUCCGUACCCCCCGUCUGCGGCGCAACGCGAUACUACUCAUCGUCAUCUGGAUGGCUAUAUCGCUAGUCUUCGACGGCCACGUCAGGAACGUGGGCUCUUUAGGCCUCGAUGUGUUCUUAACGUUCACUGUGGCCUCGGCUACUGAGUUGCCGGCUGAUACGUUCCUCACUGCUGUCCUGGACAGAUGGGGCAGGAGAUGGCUCGCCUGCGGUUCCAUGGUGGUCAGUGGCGUGUUCAGUUUACUGGCCACAGCUGUACCAGUUGGUGGGCCCUCGGCCUCUCUAGCCAUCCUCGGGCGCUUCGCCGUGAACAUCUCUUACAAUAUCGGCCUCCAGUACGCCGCUGAACUACUGCCUACUGUCGUGAGGGCGCAGGGCGUAGCUCUCAUCCAUAUCAUGGGCUAUGUCGCCAGUAUAGUGGCUCCCUUCGUUGUAUAUCUGGCCACCGUCUCCCAGGAGCUUCCGCUCCUGAUCCUGGGUGUCCUGGGCAUCGUCGGCGGCCUCCUCUGCCUGUUCCUCCCAGAGACCAUGGACACGGAGAUGCCUCAGACCCUCCAGGAUGGAGAGGACUUCGGCAAAGACCAAAAGUUUUGGGACAAUCCUUGCUUCAGCAGAAAAAAUCCCGAUGACGAAGAAAACCCGGGCCGGUACAUCAAACGGAACUCUGUCUCCAACCAGCCCCAAGAGUUCGUGAGAGCCAUUCCUUCCAUCGGCUCCAGGGCAUCCAUUAGGGCAUCUAUUAGGGCCUCUGUAAGAUCUAGGAGACAGGAGAACGGGGUCUGAGGUUAAUAUUGAUAUUUGAUAGUUUUGGU